Molecule: messenger RNA, 321 nt
Organism: Rotaria sordida
Lineage: Eukaryota; Metazoa; Rotifera; Eurotatoria; Philodinida; Philodinidae
Source: the annotation of a GenBank genome assembly
AUGAGCGCUUCAUCAUCAAAACAAUCAACGGACUCAACUUCUACUUCCUCGUCAACAAUCAGACAGAGAUCAAACACGAAUAUUACUUCUAAUGAAGAAAUAAUUGAAUCAUGCGUGUCACAUGUUCACAAAAUUGAAGCAUCUGAAGUUUUUAAAGAAAAGCUUGAACAACACAUACGUAAUUUUAAAUUGGAUGAAUCAGACAAUGAUGAUUCAGCAAAAUCUGGUGUUACUCAUUGUUCAAUUGAAUCUCUCGAAGCUGAACCAACACCAGAUCAAGGUUGUCGAUCGCAUAUUACUAAACAUGUCUGUGGUAAGUAA